Molecule: messenger RNA, 7957 nt
Organism: Loxodonta africana (African savanna elephant)
Lineage: Eukaryota; Metazoa; Chordata; Mammalia; Proboscidea; Elephantidae
Gene: SH2D1A
Product: SH2 domain containing 1A
Exons: 4
Coding region: 169-519 (116 amino acids)
Biological process (GO): cell-cell signaling; regulation of immune response; regulation of signal transduction
Cellular component (GO): cytoplasm
Source: RefSeq, a predicted model, not a curated record
AGGUUUUAAGGCACGUCGACAACAUCCUGUUGUUCGGCUGCUUCUCUCUCUUUUUCACACAUCUGGCUGAACUGGGAUCCAGGUGGCUGACUAGUGCCUAGCCGUAGAAGCUGUGGCUUCUCCCUUCUCCCUUCCUCCGCCUCGGCCUGCCCUAGAGUCCACCAGGCCAUGGAGGCGGUGACUGUGUAUCACGGCAAAAUCAGCCGAGAGACCGGGGAAAAGCUCCUGCUCGCCACCGGUCUGGACGGCAGCUAUCUGCUGAGGGACAGUGAGAGCGUCCCGGGCGUGUACUGCCUGUGUGUUCUGUAUCAAGGUUACAUUUAUACAUACCGAGUGUCCCAGACAGAAACAGGUUCUUGGAGUGCUGAGACAGCUCCUGGGGUACAUAAAAGAUUUUUCCGGAAAAUAAAAAAUCUCAUUUCAGCAUUUCAGAAGCCAGAUCAAGGCAUUGUAAUACCCCUGCAGUAUCCAGUUGAGAAGAAGCCCACUGCUAGAGGUACACAAGGUACUACAGAAUAAAAAUCCUUACAGAAGGCUGUGGAACAGCAGUCUGAAAUUGGAAGUACUAGUCAGGUCAGCUACGUGUGCGUGAGUUCCUCCAAGAAAACAAGAAUGUUGCAUCCAGUCUGUAGCCUUCUUCUUGUCCACAAGCUAUAACACACUCCAAUUUCUCCAAAAGUUUCUUUCAAUACUCGUGACUAUGCUUUUGCUUCCAUUACACUGAACUCCAGGACAAUUGCCCUUACAUGAACACACCUUUAUAAAUAUACUUUGCCCUGACUUUCAGGUGGUAUUACAGUGGGGCUUGGUCUGAUUAAAAAUAAAUUUGAAAAAAAAAAAGAGUGGAAAUCAAAUGAUGGAAUGCUUGAAACUGUAUCAAUAGUGAUGAAAAAGAAAAGCCUUAUGAACAUUAUAACUUAAUUUUAUAGCUCUCUAUGUAAUUAACUGGGAAUUCCAAAUUAUACAUUGUCAAAUUUGCAUACAUUUGGCUAUGUUAUAUAUAAUGUCUUAUAUUAUAUAUAGUCUAUAUAUUAUAGAUCUUCUAGAUAAAUUGACAGUAAAGGACGCGCUUAUUUUAUACAUUAUUUUGCUGGGUUAAAAAUAAAACAUAUGCUAUUUAUAUGGCAAGUGUUUUUGCUGAGAGUAUGAAUUCAGUUUUAUUCUCCUUUCUUUCAGGAGUCAUGCUUCUAACCAAUCAUGAUUAGAAUGACGACUAGAAAUAAAUGUAUUUAAAUGUCUGUUAAACUGUGACAUUUUCGGCUCAUUUGGGUUUCUAGACUAUAGUGCAAGAGUCAAAACAAAACAAAACAAGAAAGCACAAAUAAAAUGGGCCUAACUAGCAAAAAGAAACAACCAUGGAGACAAGUUUUCUUCACAGGAGAGUCCAACUACUGUGCUCUCACCUAACUUGCUUGAAUGGCGUCUGACUGUCCAGUGUCAGCCACCUAUGUCUUCUGGGCAUGAGAAAUUGGUAUAUUUCUCAUAUAAAAGCUUUUCCUUUCAUCAGGAAACGGCAAUGAAUGGUUCUUUCAUUAAUUUAACCUUCAGAACUACAAGUCAAUGGAGGCAGUCUUUCUACUCAGCUUAACUGGAAGCAAUGUACGCAAUAUCUCCAUGUUCUUAUUAAGAAAUGCCAAAAUGUUUCUCUUAGAUUUACUACUCAUUAACGCUAUUGUUUUUCUUUCUUCCCCAAAGCUUGGGAAGUGGUAAAGAGAACAGUAAUAGUUCAAGGCAGUAUUAAAACCACAGCUGUAAGUGAUAAAAAGUGCAUUUCCUGAACAUAAUACAAAUAAAACUUUAAGAAACUAAGGGCACAAACUAACUAAAUGUUUAUUACAAACUAGAAAUGCACAGUUCAAGGUAAUUACUAUUAAGUAAAAGCUUCAAAUAUUUGUUUCUAAUGGAUAUUUAAAGCGGUUUGAAAAUGACACAUCAGUGAAUUGCAAAAAAGUAUAAUCACUUAAAAUAUAAGCAAAAUAGACUCUAAUAUUGAUAUCCUGGAUUAGUGAUAAAAUACACCAUCACAUUUAUGAACGCACUCUCUAUAUACAGCUCAUAACUUCUUUUUCCAUUGAUUUAAAAGAACGUCAGAGGUUCUAAGAACUUAAGGUCCAUUUUUAGGCUGGUGUGGAGGUAUUCAAAUGUUCAACAAGUUUGUUAGUAAUUUAAAAAUUCCUUCCUGAAUAAAUACUGUACCAUUAACACAGGCCUGAUUCAGGAAAAACCCAAUAAUAUGAUUUAGUCUGGAUUAGCAAUUUCUUGAGCUGGUGUGCUUCCAAACAGAGAGAUGAGUUCAGCAUGAAUUCUCUGUCUCUCUCUCUCUCUUUUGGAAUGCACGUGAACCCGAAGGUUUUGAAAAUGAAAUGUUUGAAUUCAUCUUCCCUUACUCUCUGUGGGUCCUUGUGUAGGAGGAGCCAGACUCUUUAAAAACCUUAACAGGAGCCUGGAUCCUGGCUUUGCAUAUUUUCAAACAAACUGUCAUCACAAAGCAAGGCAAUGACCCCACACUGCAUUUAGAUAGUAGCUGGAAAGAAUCCAAACUGUAACAUCCCAUCAUAAAUUCUCCUUCAGACAUAGCCAAUGUCCAGACUUGGUGAUGAAAGUGCUGAAGCCAGCUCAGGGGAAUUUUCUACAGGCCGCAUUGUGCUGUCAUGUAUUUUCAUUUGUGGUAACUUAAAAUUACCCAGCAUUUUACAAACUGUCUCUUUGUCACUGGGCACAAAUCUCCCAGCUCACCAAGGGGCUUCUUUCCCUGCAGGAUUCAUAGAGUUUGAGAAACUGCAGCGGAUAUUAAUACUGAUCCUGACCUUUUUUCCCCAACUUUUAAAUUGUCACAAAACAAAAGAUCCCCUCCUGGAAAAUUGUCGGUUUUUUCCCUAGGUAGGAGAGGUGAUUAAUAAAUAAAUAAAUAAAUGGGUAAAGACAGAAAACUAAAAGAAUUAAAAAAAAUUAAACCAUAUAAAUUAAGUUAAUAAGAAAUAGUCUGCCUCUCUUGACCUGAAAUGUUUAAGAUUGGAAAAGCCAAACUAAACCCAUUGCCGUCAAGUCAAUUUCAGACUCAUAGCGACCCUAAAGAACAGAGUAGAACCGUCCCAUAGGGUAUCUAAGGAGCGGCUGAUUGGUUCGAACUGCCGACCUUUUGGUUAGCAGCUGUAGCUCUUAACCAGUGCGCCACUAGGGCUCCUUAGAUUGGAAAAGGCUCACUUAAUUAAAUUUUUCGAAUAUGGCUGGGGGAUGUUCAAUAAAGAAUGGUACAUUUGAAAGAGAAACCUAAAUGGGCUGAAACAAUGAGGCAGCGCCUACCGUGAUGUUUGGUUUGGUACUUUCCUUUCACCUUGUACUAGGCCUAUUUUUAAAGGUUUGGCUCUUAUGAAUUUCCACAGUAGUUGAUGUGUUUAUCAGCAUCCUAGGCAUGUAUGCCUGCUAAAGCCUUUUUUUUUUUUGUACCAGAGUCAUACUUCUUAGUAAAUUACCUUUCAUGUGCACAAAACCAUUGGAUUAGUGUAUAAAUACUGAAUCACUCACGUGAAACUAUGACCAAAACACACCCUAUAUAUAAAUGAGAAAUUCCUACCCGGGUUAACAAAAGUUAUGUUUACAUGACGCCAAUACAUCUGGACAAUUUGGUAAAAAAAUUUUUACCAAAACAGGUUGUGUGGGAGAGAGGUUAAAUUGACCAGCUGCUUUGGUAUCAUGUAGACACAAGCAAAUAGUGGCUAUUGGGUUUGGUUACCACACCCACAGGGAAGCGCGGUUGACAGAACCCAGCUACCACACGCCAAAACACAGCACAACAACAUGGCAUUUACUUGAACAAGCAAGGAGGAAUAAUAAGGGAGGAGGGCAAAUGGGUUCUGACUCUAGGAGAUGGUUGCUGAGGACAUUUUACACUUGUUUUUAAGUUUCCUAUAACAGAUCUGGAAAAUGUGAAAGGGCUGGCAGUCUUUGGAAAUGCAAGGUUCAGAUACUAUUGGCACCACCUUUUAAAAUAGCCUGCAAGUUCUGCCAACGGUUAAAUAUGAAACUUUGUGUCACAAUAGAUAUAGAACCUUGGGUUCUUUCUAUAUAUUUGAACAUAUGCAUGGCUCAACAAAUUUAAAGUGGUGCUUUCUGAAAAAAAUUUUUUUUUAGCCAUUUGAGUUCUACUUGUGUUAUUUUGAAUACUGCCACACAAGAACUAAAAAUCUUUGUCAUUUCUUAAAGAGGUUAAACAAACAAUAUUAAAAUACCAUCUUCCGUCACAUUGAAAGGCAGUUGGAUAUGUUUUUCCUCCAUAUUUAUAUAUACAGAGUUCUGAUCUAGAAAACCAAUACAAUAAACCAUUUUAUGUUUUAAAAACAGGCAGUCUUUGGUGACGCAAAGGCAGAGAUUUUUUUUGUUACCUCCUGCCUAUUUCGCUCUGUCUCAUAAAGUGAAUAUUGUUGGCACUGUCAGAAAGUUCUAAAUACUGCUCAACAGACAAAACAAAAUACCCAUCAUAACCUUGUACCCUCCCAGUGCUCAGAAGCUGCUGCUUUUCCCCCUCUGUCCAUGCCCGAAUACCCUCUUCCCCUUCUUGCAGCCUUCUCUGUUCCUUAGUCCAGGCCUGGGCCACCGCUCGAAGUCUGGCAAUCUCCAACACGUGGUUCUUUUCCUCUUCGACAGUUGUCCCAUACCGGAUGUUGAAGCACAGAGCUCCGUGCUGGAGCUGGAUAUCUGCAAACCGUCUAGUCCUUCCAUUCAACACAGAAGUCAUUUGGGAUACAGUGACAUUGACACCAUUCUCCAAAAUCCGCCUCCCCCCAGUGUUACCGAUCAGUACCAGGUCUUCCUCCAGAGAUCCAAGCUUAAUGAAGUAGUGAGUGUCCCUCCCCUCUAUGGUAAAAUGGAGGUUUUCCAGGUAAUGAGCAUUAUUGAGAAUAGCAGCAAGCCGCCUGCUAUCUUCAUUGGCUACUCCUAUAAUAUCGGCUGUGACUAUGCCAUCCUUGAUGGCAAAUUUGAUACCUUUUCCAAAAACAGAAGGGACAGCAGCAAACCUUGGUUGUUUUCCUCCUUCAAGGCACCGUCCAUCACUAUACUGGGGAGUCAUAGGAAGCUGGUCCAAGGAAAUGAAAUUCCUGAGCUGUUUCUGCAGCUCACACUGAAUACCCAGGAUAGUCUAGGAAAGAAAAAAAAAAAAAAGGCACAGUGAAAAUGCAGUGCAGGGUUAGGCACCUGCCAUGUGGUUGGUGCUCAGGAAAAACAAAGGCUUGCAAUGUUGCUUCCUCCUAUCUUUAAUUGGCCGGUGACUGACUGAAAAACGGGUCACAUUUGGAAUUUCUCCCUCAGAGAUUUGGAAAAGAAAAGACUAACAACUGACUUGAUCACCUGGCAUGUAUUUCUUAAUAUCUUGAUUGAGUUGAGCAUAACGAAAUAGCUUCAAACUUGAUAUCAGAAUCUCAGAGCUAGAAGGUGCUUCAAGUUAAGUGGGUCCAGCUCCCCCAAAACAGACAUUUUAUUUCACCUGUUGGACUAACACUAUUAUUACUGUGUGUAGAGUAAUACAUUAAGCACAGUGAGGUAUAAAGAGAUGUAUAAGGCAUGGCUUUUGCCUUCAAGUAGCUUAUGACCUUAUAUAUGUCUAUGGCAAAUCUGAAAGAAGUUCACCGAUGUUUUUCUGUGGGCUUAAGUCACUGAAUUCUAUGCGUAAAAGAUGUUGAAACGGUGAAUGCUUUUGUUAUACAUAUACUCACCACGAUAAAAAAUAAUUAAAAGAAUGCUUUUACUAUGGAAAUUUUCAAACAUACUAAAAAAUAAAGAAUAAUGAUCCUCCAUGUACCCAUUACAAAGCUUCAGCAAUUAUCAACAUUUUGCUAAACUUGUUUUCUAGGACUUUUCAUUACAAGGAACAUUUACAUAUUAUACAUAUUUAAAAAAAGGGAUAAGCCUGUUGCCCGUUUAGAAUUUUCUUUUUCGUAUACUUUUUUAUACUUAAAUAUCAAGCCCUCUUACUCAAAUUUCAGUUUUAUUUUGUUAAAGCCAAUUUUUUCCCCAAAUGCAGAUAUUCCUAUUUUUUUUCAAUUGAAAAAAAAAGUUGCUGUAUGUUUCCAUUUGUACAUCAUACACCUGAUGAAAUCAUCUGUUGAAUGUUGAAUGCUUUUGGUAUUCCUUUUUCCAGACUAUCCCUGGAGUAUUUAUCAUUCUGGCUUCAUUUCUCUUGUAGGUUCUCAUAUACUUUAUCAGAAUAAUUUUAAUGAUUUUAUCCCCACACUAUUAAUGCACUAUCCCCUAAAUGAUUUUACAGUUGGCAAUCGGAUGUUUUGAUGCUUCUUAGUGAACAAUUGUCUUUACACAGAUUCCAUAAUUGACCUUGGUAGCCCGUUCUGGAAUUUGAAAAGUUCCUUUUUCUUCUUGUUUAUCUGUCAUAAACCAAAAAAAAGGAAAAAACCAAACCCACUGCCGUCAAGUGGAUUCCGACUCCUAGCGACUCUAUAGGACGGAGUAGAACUGCCCCAUUGAGCUUCCAAGGAGCGCCUGGUGGAUUCAAACUGCGGACCUCUUGGUUACCAGCUGUAGUACUUAACCACUACGCCACCAGGGUUUCCUUAUCUAUCAUAAAAAAAAAAAAAACAUAGCAGCCAUCAAAUCACCUGUUAGUGUUUUCUUUUCCAAAAGCUCUGAUGCCCUGAUCCCUCAUGGAUGCUUUUGUCUACCUCCUCAUUAAUCAUGGAUAUUUCAGCAAAUAUUCAAAAAGACUAACAUAUAAGUAAGCAAAUGUAUGUCAAUAACAUUUCAUGGUGUUAGAUGCUCUGCAAUUCUACCUUGUUGUUUUUUUUUUUUCCAGCCAAAUAGAGAAGGUAAAACUUUUACUAACCUUUCCAGGAUCCCACUCUUGUGUUUUUGUUUGAAGUUGCAGAAGCUCAUAAGUUAAUUCCAAAUUUUCCAAUUCAGGUUUUGGAAACCCAGGUAGCACGUUGUGUAAUUGGAAACCAAAUAGCUCCAACCAACUUCCAAUAUCUGUGAGACACAAGAUGUAAAAGAAAAAAAAAAUUUAAAGCACAUACUUUACAAUCUUUGUUGAGAGCUUGAAAGCUGCCUUCCUAUCCUCAACGUGUUUAGGCACCGGGAAGUUAGGGAUAAAAUUCCUCCUUAUACUCCCUACUCUAAGACGUAUGAUCCUUCCUAUACAGGGAACCCUUUCAAUUUGUGGAUAACCCCAGAGAUAGGCUCAGUUUUUUUGCAAUGAAGCUUCCAGUGUGGUAGUGGUACUCAGGCUACACAGUCUGUGAUAUUCGAUUUAAUUGAUGUGACAUAAUUCUGCAUUUUUAUUUUAUGAAAUUUUUCAUAUAAGCUUUUAAGAGUGAAAAUUACACAGAGAAACAGCUUAAAAGGAAAGAAGAAAUGUACUGGGAUGCAAAAGCAUCAUGUUUUGUGCUAACUCGCACUGUUUUGCUCACUCUAGAAAACUAAGGAAGGCAGUGAAUGCACAAUACCUUGCGGGCUAACCGGCAGGAAGAGGAAGCAUAUUUACAAAGGCAUUGAGAUUCUGUGAUAAACAGCACUGAGUUAUCUCAGGUUUAGCUUAAAGUUUUAUACUGUUUACAUACCUGUGGUAUACUUUGCAACAUCUUGAAUUUUGCCAACUGGAUAGUUAUUUUCAAAGGAGUAGAGGUUGAAUGGCUUAGGAAGGAGGUUCAGCUGUUUCCAUACGUGAUGAUUAGGCGUUGUCCAUCUGCCGGCAACAACAUCAUAAUCCCGUUGCCCCAGGAGCACUAACUUUGUAAGGAAAUCAUAGAGUCCUCCAUGAAAACCAAUGAUGACCUGAAAGUCAGGGUAAGUGUCAUGAUAGAUAUCUCCAUAAGGAGUGUACAAUAUCUCUUUUAUCACCUGACCUCGGCUGCUGAACACAGCUAGUGGGGUGCCUGUAUUAUCACAGGCUACAUAAUAUUCUUCCCCACUGCUUAACUCCAUGGCAAUAAGGUGACCUUGGAGAUCAUAA